Messenger RNA from Botrytis deweyae, 1770 nucleotides. RefSeq lists its product as uncharacterized. The coding region runs from base 1 to 1770 and encodes 589 amino acids. Gene Ontology annotation, molecular function: ATP binding; ATP-dependent protein folding chaperone. The transcript has 9 exons. NCBI's taxonomy places the organism in Eukaryota, Fungi, Ascomycota, Leotiomycetes, Helotiales, Sclerotiniaceae. The record is from RefSeq and is a predicted model, not a curated record.
AUGGUCAACAAAAUAAAGCAAGAUAAGCCAACCAGUGGAACUUUGACACCCCCUAGAGAUCAAAACACUUACAAAUCGGAUGAGCAAAUAAUUAUCGCAAUGGACUUUGGAACGACGUAUAGCGGCGUUGCAUUUGCAUUUCUUCCAAGUGAGAACCCUAUGGUUCAUAGUGUGGAUGUGUGGCCAGGGCUUCUCUGCAAACAACCGAAAACCCCUACGAUCAUAAGCUAUCAUAGAAAUGGCGGAGGCUUCGCCUGGGGAGCUCAGAAACAUAACGAACACCCGAUACACGGAAUCAAACUACUACUUGAUCCUACACAGGAAAUGCCAUCUUAUGCUUCCGCGUCGACUUUCAGAGGCGACCUCAAUCGCUCGGGCAAGCCAGCCGUUGAAGUGGCAGCUGAUUUUAUGCGAGCCAUUUACAAACACGCUAUGGAAAGAAUCGUGGCUGGUUGGCCUGAGGAUUACAUUCAAGAUUGUGACAAGAAAUUUGUCCUUUCCGUGCCCGCUGUCUGGUCAGACAGGGCGAAAGACUUAACUUUGCAGGCAGCUAGGAAUGCGGGGCUUUAUCAAGUGACUCUCGUCAAAGAGCCGGAAGCAGCAGCAUUAUAUGCGCUAACCGAAUUCAAAGACACGUCGCUAUCGAUCGGUGAUGCAAUCGUGAUUUGCGAUGCUGGUGGUGGUACAGUGGAUCUCAUAUCAUAUGAGAUCGUUAAAUUGGAUCCCAGGUUAGAGUUGAAAGAGCUCGUACCUGGUACUGGCUGUAUGGCAGGCUCAUUGAAUCUCAACAAAAGGUUUGAGGAAGUCCUCAAAGAACUGGUGGGGGAAGCUCAGUUUCACGAUCCCAAGAAUGCUAAGGUUUUCGCGGAUGCCUUGGUGCAAUUCGAGUCUUCUGUCAAGCGAAGCUUCGAUGGUGACCUUCCCGGUGACGAGCAUAUAUUCAAUUUUUUCAUGGGAAAUCUCACAGACGGCGAAAAGAUAGGCCUUGAGAACAAUCAUUGGAAUUUGAAAUGUUAUGACUUAAAACUCAUAUUUGACCCUAUAAUUGCAGAUAUCAUAGUCAAGGUCAACAAGCAGGUGCAGGAUGUUAUAGCCAAGAGACUCUUGGAGAACCAUCCAAAGGCGAAAACUAUCAAGGCAAUCAUACUUGUAGGCGGUUUUGGUUGUUCGGGGUACCUCAAAUCUCGACUUGUUCAAGAGCACCCAACUAUCCAACUUAUCCAGCCGCAUGAUGCUUGGUCCGCAAUCGUCAAGGGUGCUGUCCUGACUCAGCUUCCGCAAAAAGUCAUGGUAGUUUCAACACAGGCGACACGGCACUAUGGUGUCACAGGUAGUCAUAUCUAUCAUGACAUAGAAGAUAAAGGCUAUCCCAAGUUCAUGGAUGAAUACGGAAAGUGGAGAACACGACGUAUUACUUGGUACAUACAGCGCGGAGACAAUCUCCAACGACCACAGAAGAUCCAUUUCUCGUUUUAUCGAACUAUUCACAGCAUUUCGGAUGACAAUCUUAUAUUCAGGGAACAUCUUGAACAUUGUGAACUUGACAGUGCGCCUAUCCGCCCCGAUCCGACGGUCGCAGUAAAUUGUAGCCUGAAAGUUGAUCUGAGAAGCGUGGAUCCAACGACGUUCAGGGAGAAAACUGACAGGUUUGGAAACCCGUGCUGGGAUGUUCAUUACAAGUUGGUAGUGACAAUCAACUCCGCUAUCAUGAUGUUUUCACUUGAGUACAAGGGCAAAAACAUGGGUAGUGUUAAAGCGAAGUAUUCCUGA